This is a messenger RNA of Diplodia corticola, 2520 nucleotides long. RefSeq names its product pentatricopeptide repeat protein. Lineage: Eukaryota; Fungi; Ascomycota; Dothideomycetes; Botryosphaeriales; Botryosphaeriaceae. The record is from RefSeq and is a predicted model, not a curated record. Bases 1 to 2520 code for a protein of 839 amino acids. Gene Ontology annotation, molecular function: protein binding. The transcript has a single exon.
AUGCCCAGCAAUCCAAUCGCCCACCAUGCGGGGACCAUCAGAGGCAACGUGCUGCCUGUGCUACCCUUCCUCGCCCCUCGCGCUUUCAAGAGAGCCCUGCCGCCCCAGCACAUGCGGCGAUGGAUGACCGCCGCUGUCGCUUCGAACCAUCAUCGCCCUGGCCCGCCGAGAACAGCGCGCUUCGCAAGCGCAAGCGAUGGGGAGGAGCGCCUGUGCCGACAGUGCGCCAUCGACCGCGGCAGCCCGAGCUCCCACGCCCCUCCACAGAGGAUUCCACGACAACCCUUUGCGACCUUCGCCUCUCGUGCGCUCUUCGCUCCUUCUCCUCCACGACCGCGGUGCCACAGGGCAUGGAUAUCCUCUCGCCGCCCGGAAACUCGCUUCUACUCCACGUCCGAGGAGGACUAUUUGGUUGAGGAGGAUGAGGAAAGGGCUGUCCUGGAGGGAACCCAAUCUGAUGGGUUGCCAUUGGAAGACGCGCAGUUCUACACCCUGAUGAAUGCAGAAUUCAGAGAACUGCGCCGGCUAGACUUUUUGAUAACUUUGCAGGGAGUCACACCUACUGAGGAUGUCGAGCGGCUUCUCAAGAGGGCUGCCGCCUGGCCUCUCCUUGAUGGAUUCCCGCAACAGGAUGUAUGGUGGAUCAAAAAGUUCGCCCAGCUCAAUGCCAUCCAUGAUGUCAGGCUACCUGUGGAUCUUCGAACGUCUCGGCUGGAAGUCAACGCCUUCACAGAACAGGCUGUGAAGAAACUUCUCUGUCUUGGGCGAGAUGCGGCUUCUAUCAGACAAGCUUGGGCAUCUAGCAUGCGUAUGGACUAUUCUCCGGAAGGAAAAAGAAACAUUUGGUGCGAGAUGAUGCUCUGGCUGCUCGACAAUGAUCAAGGCGCGGUGCUGCCAACCCUGGAAGCCACGGGCAGAGGCCGGAAAGCACCUGACUAUGUCAUUGCUGAUAUUCUGGAACAGUUCAUGAGCAACCACCUCCAAGGGGCCGAAAGUGGCGAGCUCAGGAUGCCCUCUGGAUUCCUUUCCGUGCUGGCAAUUCUCCUCAAACAGAGACCCUUCCUCGGCCACACGCUCUCUCAGAAACUCGUGCAUCUGACUUUGGCUCACAGCUCUCUUGAGCAAGGCACCAUGUUCUGGGACCUGCUCCAGGCGGCCCGUUUUAGGGCCUCGUGGCACACACUAUACCAAGUUGCCUAUUUCUUUGGUAAACACGGGGAGUACAACAAGGCCCUGGCAAUAUUACGAAGGCCCAUCGAGCUUGGAGCGCCUCCCACGCACCCUGCUUUUCUGGCUACUUGUGCGCAGAUACUUCGAAACAGUGCUGCUAAAGCAGAAGCCUACAGUGCCACCGCCAAAAUUUUGUCGGAACUUGUCGGCAUGGGUGUCUCCUUCAACAUAUACCUCUACACCGUGACCAUGCACAACGCGGUUGAUCACGGCGAUUUGCAGUCGGCGUUAACCGUAUACCGGCUCAUGCAGCAUAACGGGGUCGAGCCGAACGACUAUACGUACACUGUUUUGUUGAAGGGCCUCAAAGACAACGCAGCCCCGGAGCUGCUUCAGUCUGUUAUGAGAGACGCAGAGCGAAGUCUACCAAAACUCGAGAGGCCCCGGAUCGUUGCUACCGAUAUCCUCCACUGUGUCUAUCUCCAGCAUUGCGAGCCGGCCUGUACAGAGGUCACUUUCGCCGAUUUGGCUAGGAUCUACCGCGGAUACUUCAACCCGUCAGCUCUGAUCAAAUUGGGCGUGCCCACUCGAUUUUUCGGCGACCCUAAAGCCACUGAGCGAACCGGCAUGAAACCUCCUCCCGCAGCUAUCGGCAUCAUGCUGGCAGCUUACCUGAAACUGGUCUCUGCAUAUGACCCGGAGGAGGUUGGCCGCCUUUAUCGUGUUUUCUACGACCAGAUCGAACACUCUGGCGAUCACGGCCUCGCGCCACUUGGACAGACCGAUUAUUUCUUCAACGCCUUCAUCCUCGCACUGGGUCAAAAUGCCAGCACUCUCCCCAUGAUACCCGAGGUUUUGUGGCGUAUGAGUGACUCGCGCCUCCUUGCCAAGCCACUCACCUCCAAGUAUACGUGGGACAUUCUGGUUAAUGCGUUCAUGCGGCACAAUCAACCCGAAGCUGCGGAACGCGUGCUGGAAAUCAUGGACAAGUACGGUCAGCAGCCAAACGACGUCACCUGGAACUCGUUCGUUCGAUGGUACGCUCGACGAAAAGAUGUCGAACGUGUUUUGGAUACCAUACGACGUAUGCAGCUCCAACGGGUUGAGCUGAGCGUCAUGUCCUUGCGUGCUCUUGGUAGAUUGAAGGAUCGUGACAAGCUGGCCAAGGGCCUACGGGAGCUCGACGAACUGCGACACAGGCAAGCUGACGAAGAGGCGGAUUACCUUGUCCCGGAUGACUAUCGGGAGGAAACAUCGGCCUGGCAGAAUAUCGAUGAGGAGAUUGAGGAUGUCGCCAAAGAAGACGCGGACCCAGCCACCGUAUUGGGAAAACGGCACGAUAGUCGGUGA